AAAAACUCCAACCAGAAGGAUGGAUUAUCCGACAAGAAUAUCCGCAUUGUUAUAGAUAUUUUCGUAACUUACUUGAGUUUGAGAAAUGGCAUGAAUCAGUAUCUGGAAAUCAACGUACAUUUUAUGAGGUUAUUAGGGCCGUGACAGCCACAAAAAAUAAAAUAGAUAUAGACGGUGAAUUGUCCAAAUUUGCCUCAUAUCUUGAGCUAAAUAUGCAGAAACUCAAUCCCAAAGAUACUCCGAAAUUCAUGAAAGCAUCCAAAGCUCGAAGCGACUGGCUAUGA
Molecule: messenger RNA, 284 nt
Organism: Paraglomus brasilianum
Lineage: Eukaryota; Fungi; Glomeromycota; Glomeromycetes; Paraglomerales; Paraglomeraceae
Source: the annotation of a GenBank genome assembly